Galleria mellonella (greater wax moth) is the source of this 1821-nucleotide messenger RNA. RefSeq names its product m-AAA protease-interacting protein 1, mitochondrial. Gene Ontology annotation, molecular function: ribosome binding. Bases 913 to 1821 code for a protein of 302 amino acids. Gene Ontology annotation, cellular component: mitochondrial inner membrane. Gene Ontology annotation, biological process: protein insertion into mitochondrial inner membrane from matrix; inner mitochondrial membrane organization. The record is from RefSeq and is a predicted model, not a curated record. Lineage: Eukaryota; Metazoa; Arthropoda; Insecta; Lepidoptera; Pyralidae. The transcript has 5 exons.
GCCUCAGCGUUUGAGAGAGAAAAUUCUUUUGAAACCGCACUGUACGUGACCGUUUAGGUUCAAGCGUGAGAGUAUGAAUUUCUUGUCGAUAGCAAACGGUGCUAAAAAAAAGGUAAAAGGUAGCUAUGAGCAUCAUUUCAAACAGUUCCUAAGAACAGGAUCUGUUAUACAAGCAGUAGAACACACAAAGGAAAGCAAUCUAUAUAAAGCAAAGUAAUUCAUAACGUCACAUACAUUUCUACUGUGGAGCAGCAAAACGUACCUAUGUUUUUAUUUUAAAAGAGUAAGAUGGCCAGUGCUAUUUAUGGUAGAAAUACAAAAUACUCAACAACUUAGUCAUAUACUUCAAGUACACGGCGGGAUAAACAUAGCUUGUGAAGUGAUAAGGUCGGCAUAGUGUAUUUUGUGAUGUCUUUUUCCUCGUAUUCAUUAUACCUAUAGUAGACGUCGUGUCGACUAUUUAGCAUCAAAAAUGAAUAGUUAAUGGAUACAAAUAUACAAAAAGACCGCCAAGGAAACUUGAAAUCGAGCUUAAUGGGGAUAUCUGCAGAAAAACAGAACCAAAGUGACCGACAUAUGCCGAAGAAUAAGCAAAUUGAAGUGGCAAUGGGCUGGUCACGUAGCUCAAAGAACCGACAACCGAUGGGGAGAAAAUUUUCUUGAUCCUCCACUAGAUGGAGUGACGACCUCAAAUGGAGGGGGAGUCACACGGAGUCAGUGGAUGUAAAUGACUCAGGAUCAUUCCUUAUGGCAGUCUACGGGGGAGGUCUUUGUUAAGCAGUGACCAGAUAAUGGCUAAUAUGAUGAUUGUCACUUGCGCAUGCUCUACCACUAGUAGAUUUUACAAGAAUAUUAAGACAAAAGAAUUAGUUUGUUAGCCAUUCCUGGCUGAUAUGCUUGUGUACAGAUCUUAUGAGAACGGAAAUAUUUAUUUUAAACAGAAACAGAAAUGGCCUACUUGAAGUUGUCAACACAACAAUAACAAAAUUAUAUAAGAUGGCUGGUUCAGCAAAAUUAUUAGUAAGAUGCGGCUGGCCAGUGGCAUCUCAAAUUGAACCUUUGCUGAAGUGUUGUAAUUGUAGUUGGAGACGGAAUUUGUCUUUCCCAUUGCAUACUCACAUAACCCGCACACUUUCAACAAAUUUUAAACUACAACCUCCUCUCCAAUUUCGACAAUUCGAUCCUCAAAGGGAACAAUAUGAUGACCAAAAAUUACUCCAAGACGGAUCGAGGCGAACUUUUAAUUUCCUUAAUGGUUUUCCAAAAACAUUGUUUUUUCGUAAGAGGGAUAAUAAAGAACAAAAGAAACGUGUACCUAAACUUAUACUGGUUCAAAAUCCUUUUACAUGGUUGAUGAUAAAAAUUGACUUUAGCGUAUUAAAAAAUGUUUGGGAUCCCACAUUCAUGGAGAAAGAGUUUAAAUUUGGUACAAAACAGGCUAUAUCACGUGUGACUCAAGUAAUUAGCCAAGGCGAAUAUGGCGAGUUGAAUGGUCUUCUGACAAAACCUGCUCGAUUGAGUUUGUUGCGUGAAUUAGAGCGCAACUGGAACGAGCGUCAGCGAUCCCUGCUGGCAUUACAUAGAAAUGACAUUCAGAUAUCUUCCCCGCGCAAAGUAUAUUUCAUUAGAAUUGCUGAUAAAAAAUUUUGUGAUGUGGACAUGGCGUUCUUGGCACUUAAGUGGACUCCAAUAAAUAGCAUCGAUUCUUUGAUAUUCACAGAAAUAUUUGCCAGAUUUCAUCGUGAAUAUACACCUCACUGUAUCCCAGAAUGGACCAUAGCUUAUUUUAAGGUUACACGAUUUGAAGUGUUACGUCGAUAA